Colletotrichum gloeosporioides is the source of this 5559-nucleotide messenger RNA. Its product is annotated as Protein transport protein SEC7. Gene Ontology annotation, biological process: regulation of ARF protein signal transduction. Lineage: Eukaryota; Fungi; Ascomycota; Sordariomycetes; Glomerellales; Glomerellaceae. The record is from RefSeq and is a predicted model, not a curated record. Bases 1 to 5559 code for a protein of 1852 amino acids. The transcript has 2 exons. Gene Ontology annotation, molecular function: guanyl-nucleotide exchange factor activity.
AUGAGCUCCCUCAAAUUCCUCACCUCCUCCCUGGAGGCCAUCGCGGCUUCCAAGGAGGCCCAGAGGAACAAGCAACUCACCGAAUCCCUCCAAAAGACCCUCGCCGCCAUCAAGGAGAGCGAGCCCAAUUUCCCGGACCCAGAGAUUGUCUUUGCUCCGUUGCAGCUGGCAACAAGGACAGGCAACGUCCAGCUCGCCACCAGUGCACUCGACUGCAUCGGCAAACUCAUAUCAUAUUCCUACUUCACCGUCCCGAGCGCACCCGACGGCCAGCAAGAUGCUCCAGCCGACCGAGCUCCCCUCAUUGAGCGCGCCAUCGAUACCAUCUGCGAUUGUUUCCAAGGCGAGACGACCGCCGUCGAGGUCCAGCUGCAGAUCGUCAAGUCGCUGUUGGCCGCCGUCCUCAAUGACAAGAUUGUCGUGCACGGCGCCGGUCUCCUGAAGGCCGUUCGUCAAGUAUACAAUGUCUUCCUGCUCUCGCGGAGCACUGCGAACCAGCAGAUGGCGCAGGGCACCCUCACCCAGAUGGUUGGCACCGUGUUUGAGCGCGUUAAGACCCGCUUACACAUGAAGGAGGCCCGCCUCAACCUGGACAAGCUGAAGCACAGCUCGAGCAACGUCACCUUUGAGCAGACCGAAUUCGCCAAUGGCGCAGCCGUUGCUGGUGAGGGCGACGAAGAGAGAGAGGACUCCCCGGCCCCAGACGGUGCUGAGCAAGAGCCCGCCAGCAACGCAGAGAAUGGCAAUGGGAAGCUGACCCUGAAGGACCUCGAGCACCGCAAGAGCUUCGACGAUUCCCACUUGGGCGACGGUCCCACCAUGGUCACAGAGAUCAAGCCCGGAAGGAAAGCAGCCCGAUCCGUGUCCGAGCAGUCCUCUCCUGAAUCGACCGUUGACGACAACGCCGACGACCUGGAUGCGGAGGACGAGGUGUACAUCAAAGACGCGUACCUGGUCUUCAGAUCAUUCUGCAAUCUCUCAACCAAGGUCUUGCCGCCCGACCAGCUAUACGAUCCUCGCGGCCAACCGAUGCGCUCAAAGCUCAUUUCCCUCCACCUUAUUCACACACUGCUCAAUAACAACAUUGCCGUCUUCACUUCUCCAAUCUGUACCAUUACCAACUCCAAGAGCAACGAGCCUACGACCUUUCUUCAAGCGAUCAAGUUCUAUUUGUGCCUCAGUAUAACGCGGAACGGAGCCAGUUCUGUCGACAGAGUGUUUGACGUGUGCUGCGAGAUCUUCUGGCUCAUGCUAAAGUACAUGCGGGAGUCUUUCAAGCUGGAAAUUGCAGUCUUCCUCAACGAGAUCUACUUGGCAUUGCUGGCCAGGAGGACAGCUCCAAUUACCCAGAAGGUGUACGUGGUGAACGUUUUAAACAGAUUCUGCGCAGAUUCACGGGCCCUGGUUGAGACAUACCUGAACUACGAUUGCGAGAGGAGCGUGGACAACAUCUUCCAGACCAUUAUCGAGGACUUGUCCAAGUUCUCAACAGCUGCAGUGCCGGUGACACCCGCCCAGGAGCAACAGUAUGAGGAGAAGAGCUCAAAGAACGCGAACGGAGGUGAUUGGCAACUGCGGCCCAUCCUGCCACCACCGCUCUCGGUUGCGCAAAUCGCACCUCAAACCGAACCCGAACCUGAGAUUCCCAAGGAGUAUGUGAUGAAGCGGGUCGCCUUGGAUGCUCUCGUGGACUCGCUGAGGUCAAUGGUCGACUGGUCUGCUGCGGUACGACCUGAUGCGAAUGGGGUCAGGCCGGAUGGUGAUACCAGAAACUCCGAAGAUCUGCGGCCCUCAAUUGACCCUAGCAUGAGCGACAACCCGUCGCGCUUCGAAACACCCCUACCGUCAACACCUGUCUUGGAAGACGACCCUGCAUUCCUGGAGAAGGCGAAAGCGCGGAAGACAGCCAUGAACAACGCGAUCAAGCAGUUCAACUUCAAGCCCAAGAGAGGAGUGAAGCUCCUUGUUCAAGAUGGCUUUAUCCCAAGCGACAACCCGGCGGAUAUUGCCAAAUUCCUGCUCACCGAGGACCGCCUCGACAAGGCUCAGAUCGGUGAGUUCUUGGGUGAGGGUGAUCCCAAGAAUAUUGAGAUCAUGCACGCCUUCGUCGACUCCAUGGACUUUACUAAGAAACGAUUCGUCGACGCACUACGUACCUUUCUCCAGUCAUUCCGCCUGCCAGGAGAGGCACAGAAGAUUGAUCGCUUCAUGCUGAAGUUUGCCGAACGUUACGUGAUGGGUAACCCCAACGCGUUCGCCAACGCCGACACCGCCUAUGUUUUGGCGUACUCUGUGAUCAUGCUCAACACCGACUUGCACAGCAGCAAGAUCGCUAAGCGCAUGAGCAAGGAGGAGUUCAUCAAGAACAACCGCGGCAUCAACGACAACGCGGACUUGCCCGAUGAGUACCUCCUAGGAAUCUAUGACGAAAUCGCCAGCAAUGAAAUCGUGUUGAAGAGUGAGCGCGAAGCUGCUGCGGCCGCUGGAGCUGUCCCGCCACCAUCUACCGGCAUCGCUGCUGGUCUUGGUCAGGCGCUUUCCAACAUGGGCCGCGACCUCCAGAGAGAGGCCUAUCUGCAACAGUCUGAGGAGAUUGCGCUCCGAUCAGAGCAGCUGUUCAAGACUCUCUACAAGAACCAACGCAAGAAUGCGCAACGAUCGGGUGUCAAGUUCAUACCCGCUACCUCUUUUCAACACAUCGGGCCCAUGUUUGAUGUCACAUGGAUGUCGUACUUUUCUGCACUGUCAAGCCAGAUGCAGAAGACCCAGAACCUUGAGAUCAACAAGCUAUGCCUGGAGGGCAUGAAGUUGGCAACCAAGAUUGCCUGCGUUUUUGACCUGUCGACCCCCCGGGAAGCAUUCGUAUCCGCAUUGAAGAACACUACGAACCUCAACAACCCGCAGGAGAUGUUGGCCAAGAACGUGGAGGCACUCAAAGUCAUCCUGGAACUAGGCCAGACGGAGGGCAAUGUGCUACGUUCGUCUUGGAAGGAUGUUCUCAUGUGCAUUAGUCAGCUGGACCGACUGCAGCUCAUCACCGGUGGUGUCGACGAGAGUGUUGUCCCUGAUGUGUCCAAGGCACGCUUUAUGCCGCCUCAGAGAGAGAACACCAGCGACUCUCGCUCAUCGACACAAUCCAAACGCCGAAGGAGCCAGCCACGACCGGGAGCUGGACCCCAAGGCUUCUCUAGCGAGAUUGCAUUGGAGAGUCGAUCCGACGAAGUCAUCAAGGCAGUUGACAGGAUAUUCACAAACACGGGCAACCUCAACGGAGAGGCCAUCGUCCACUUCGCUCGGGCUUUGACGGAAGUCAGCUGGGAUGAAAUCAAGGUGUCUGGGUCGAACGACUCCCCACGUACCUACAGCCUGCAGAAGAUUGUCGAGAUCGCCUACUACAACAUGACGCGUGUGCGUUUCGAGUGGAGCAAUAUCUGGGAUGUUAUGGGCGACCACUUCAACCGUGUUGGUUGCCACAACAACAUCACCAUCGUAUUCUUCGCCUUGGACUCUCUCCGCCAACUCUCCAUGCGUUUCAUGGAACUCGAGGAGCUGGCUGGUUUCAAAUUCCAAAAGGACUUUUUGAAACCAUUCGAACAUGUUCUAGCCAACUCCACAAACAUUGCUGUCAAGGAUAUGGUGCUGAGAUGCUUGAUCCAAAUGAUUCAAGCCAGGGGCGAUAACAUCCGCUCGGGCUGGAGAACAAUGUUUGGUGUGUUCACCGUGGCUGCCCGUGAGACCAACGAAAGCAUUGUGAGCCUUGCCUAUGAGAAUGUCACACAGGUUUACAGGACCAAGUUUGGAGUGGUCAUUUCACAAGGAGCCUUCACCGACUUGAUCGUUUGUCUCACCGAGUUCUCAAAGAACAUGAAGUUCCAAAAGAAGAGUCUCCAAGCGCUGGAGUCGCUCAAGUCCAUUAUACCUCGCAUGCUUAAAACACCAGAAUGUCCUUUGUCUCAAAAAGGACAGUCAGCAACCGGCGAUAUCCACACUUCAGCAGCAGACACACUGCAAAGAUCCCAGAACCGCACGUCAGUGGAAGAAGGCUAUUGGUUCCCAGUCCUGUUUGCCUUCCAUGACGUGUUGAUGACUGGCGAGGAUCUCGAGGUCCGAUCCAACGCCCUCGAGUACUUCUUCGACGCCUUGCUGAAAUAUGGAGGCGAGUUCCCACCCGAUUUCUGGGACAUUCUCUGGCGCCAGCAGCUGUACCCCAUCUUCAUGGUGCUGCGGUCCAGGCCUGACCUCAACAACGCGCUGAACCAUGAGGAGCUAUCUGUUUGGCUUUCCACCACCAUGAUCCAAGCCCUCCGAAACAUGAUCACGUUGUUCACACACUACUUUGAAGCGUUGGAGUACAUGCUGGACCGGUUCCUGGAGUUGCUAGCUCUUUGUAUUUGCCAAGAGAACGACACCAUCUCCAGAAUUGGCAGCAACUGCUUGCAGCAGCUCAUCCUGAAGAACGUCGCGAAAUUUUCGCAUGAGCACUGGACGAAGAUUGUUGGUGCCUUCUGCGAACUAUUCGCUCGUACGACAGCUCAUCAGCUCUUCUCCGCCACUACCAUCAACUCAACAGCUUCAAUCGAUCUGCCCCCGAACGGCCUCGAGUUCGCCGGUCCUCUCAGCCCCACCGCUGAUACCACCCCGGUCGACGAGGAGUCAUUGAAGAUUAACGGCUCUGAGAAGAACGGCGACGACGCUGACACGAACUCAGUGACAGCGCAGGUCGGCACGGUAGAAGAAGACGACCUCAAGACCCCGACAGCAGCGGCUCCACCCCAAGCCCAAGCGCCAUUGGAGGAGUUCAAGCCCUCAUCAAACCUUCAGCAACAGCCCGUGGUCGUUACAGCCGCCCGCCGGCGCUACUUCAAUCGUAUCAUCUCACGAUGCGUUCUUCAGCUGCUGAUGAUCGAGACGGUGAACGAGCUCUUCAGCAAUGACACCGUCUACUCCCAGAUCCCCACGGCGGAACUCCUCAAGCUCAUGGGACUGCUUAAGAAGUCUUACCUGUUUGCCAGGAAGUUCAACGCCGACAAGGAGCUGCGGAUGCGCCUCUGGCGCGAGGGUUUCAUGAAGCAAGCCCCGAAUCUGCUCAAGCAGGAGAGUGGUGCCGCCGCUACUUACGUCGCCAUCCUCUUUCGCAUGUAUGCAGACGACAGCGACGAGCGCGCUUCGGCGCGCGAUGCGAUCGAGCAGGCCCUGAUUCCCCUGUGCAAGAGCAUCAUCAAGGACUUUGUCGCGCUCGAGGAAGACAGCCAGCACCGCAAUAUCGUCGCCUGGCGCCCUGUCGUUGUCGACGUUCUUGAGGGGUACGCCGCCUUCCCCGUGACCUCGUUUUCUAAGAACAUUAAGGAGUUCUACCCGAUGGUCGUGGAGCUUCUCGGCAAGGACCUCACGUCGGACCUGCGCACCGCGCUGCUCCUGGUGCUCCGCCGCGUCGGCGAGGUCGGUUUGGGUAUUGAGGGGAUGACCAAGGUGGACGUGGACCGCAGGGACAGCAUCCUGAGCCACGCGACGGACGUGGACGGGCCCGAGGGAGACGCGUCGGCCAGGAUGAGGCGUUGA